GCAGCGGCCCGCGCCGAGCCGAGCCGAGCCGCCCGCGGGGUCGCCGCGCCCCAUGGACAGGCACAAAGUGAAGCGGCAGAGGCUGGACCGCAUCUGCGAAGGCAUACGGCCACCCAUUGUGAAUGGACCGAUGCCAGCCCGACCACUGGUUGCGCUCCUGGAUGGGAGAGAUUGUACUGUUGAGAUGCCCAUCCUGAAGGAUGUUGCUACAGUGGCCUUCUGUGAUGCUCAGUCGACUCAGGAAAUCCACGAAAAGGUGCUGAAUGAGGCUGUGGGGGCUCUCAUGUAUCACACCAUCACCCUAUCCCGCCAGGACCUGGAGAAGUUCAAAGCUCUCCGUGUCAUUGUGCGCAUUGGCAGCGGCUAUGACAAUGUGGACAUUAAGUCAGCUGCAGAAUUAGGCAUCGCAGUUUGCAACGUCCCUUCCUCCUCUGUAGAGGAGACUGCAGACUCUACCCUCUGUCAUAUCUUGAACUUGUAUCGCCGGGUGACUUGGCUCCAUCAGGCUAUGCGGGAAGGAAAUCGGGCUUCAAGCGUUGAGCAGAUCCGAGAGGUGGCUGGAGGUGCUGUGCGUAUCCGUGGGGAGACACUGGGCAUCAUUGGCCUGGGCCGUGUUGGACAGGCCGUGGCCCUGCGAGCUAAAACCUUUGGUUUCAAUGUGAUUUUCUACGACCCCUAUCUGCCGGAUGGAGUGGAACGGUCCCUCGGGCUGCAGCGAGUAGGGACUCUGCAGGAUCUUCUAAUGCACAGCGAUUGCAUUUCAUUGCACUGCAGCCUGAAUGAGCAUAACCAUCACCUCAUCAAUGACUUCACUAUUAAACAGAUGCGCCAGGGCUGCUUCCUGGUGAAUACAGCACGUGGGGGCCUUGUAGAUGAGAAGGCCUUGGCACAAGCCUUGAAGGAAGGGAGAAUCAGAGGGACAGCACUGGAUGUGCAUGAAUCUGAGCCCUUCAGCUUUGCCCAGGGGCCCCUAAAGGAUGCUCCCAACGUGAUCUGCACCCCUCAUGCUGCAUGGUACAGUGAGCAGGCUUCCAUAGAAUCCAGAGAAGAUGCAGCUAGGGAGAUCCGCCGAGCUAUCACAGGUCACAUACCCGAUGCCUUGAAGAACUGUGUUAACAAGGAGUAUUUGUUGUUAGCUGCUCAGUGGUCCAAUAUCGAUCCUGCAACUGUUCACCCAGAACUUAACGGAGCUGCAGCUUACAGGUUUCCUCCAGGAGUAGUGGGAGUAGCUGCUCCUGGCUUGCCAGAGCCAACGGUGUUGGAGGGGAUGGUGACUCACGGGAUACCCUCUGUGUCUCAUUCCACACCACGUACCCCUUCCCCAGGAGAGACGAGCAAACUGGACCCAGACAGAGAGAUCCCUGCUGACCAGUAGCAUCUUCUCUCUCAUUUCUCCUCUGGCAGCAGAAAAAGCAGGGGGAGAUCUCCCUGCUAGGACCUUCCCUAACUCCCUUUGAGACUGUUUCCUAUUCAUAUGGGACAGGAGAAUGCAUUUCAUUACUGGCAAACUUUUAGCUCUUGCCUUUCAACAGAUAUUUUAUAACCUGUUUUAGUUUUAAUUUCUUGGUGAAUCUGUCUUUUUGUCUGGGAUAGAACAGCAGUGACCUUGCUUCCCAUUUUGAAAUUCUUAGUUUGACCUGUAGGUUUCCAUGUCCCUGUCUCCUGUUGUUUCACAGGAAGGCACCUGGGCAUGCUCAAGUGCAGGAGCACUGGAGCUGACUGAACACAAAAGGCUCCCAGUGCUGCCAACAGACUCUGUAGGUUUUCAGCAGUGACUUGCACAGACUGCAGAUUUGAUAGUUUUUGGACAGUGAAAGUGAAGGUGAAGGGGGUGGGGGAGUGCUUUGAAGCAAGACUAGAGAACCUGGAGAGGCCAAGCAGACUGUGUCCUGAUACACUGCAGGGCAGGGAGAUGUGACCCUGUGCCCAGUGCUGUGCACUGCCCUGCGUAGCCUGACCCUGCUGUCUGUGAGCACAGGUGUAGCCAUCAUGAGGAGGACUGGUGCUUGGUCACAUGAAGUUUAGCUCCUGCAGUGCUGGGCAUGAACACAAGGGAAUUUGAGGCUAAAAGAUCUAAAGGAUUGACAGCAGUCACUUGCAUGCUGGCAGCCCAGGUGUUCAUGAGGCAUCAGGAGAGCUUGCCCUGCAAUCCUUACACUGCUCAGGGAGGGUCAGAACUGGCAGAAAUAGGGAGAGCGCAGCAAGUUGUAGCUAUUUGCAGCUGCUCUUGCUGUUUUUUUGUGCAUGUACCUUGCAAACUAAUGCUCUUCAUCAAAAAGAAUGUUCUGCUAGAAUACUUGGUAUGGUCUGUGCUAAAGAGUUUUGUUAGCAUAGCUGUGUUGGCUUGGAAUGUGAAAAACAUCCCCCCUCAAGCAGAUGUAGCUAAGGUGGCAAGUCCGUGUAGAUGAGUCUUUGCAGACAGAAGAGUGCUUUUCUUGCUAUAGCUAAUGUUUGGAAAGGUGAUGUAACCAUACUGGCAGAAAUGUCCUGCCAGCACGGCAUGGAACAUUUCUAGUGUAUCUGUACCAACAGAGACUUUGUAGUACUGACAACUCCCUAGAAAUCAGAAAAG
Molecule: messenger RNA, 2572 nt
Organism: Gavialis gangeticus (Gharial)
Lineage: Eukaryota; Metazoa; Chordata; Crocodylia; Gavialidae
Product: C-terminal-binding protein 2
Exons: 9
Coding region: 53-1375 (440 amino acids)
Molecular function (GO): oxidoreductase activity, acting on the CH-OH group of donors, NAD or NADP as acceptor; NAD binding; transcription corepressor activity
Source: RefSeq, a predicted model, not a curated record